This is a messenger RNA of Lecanosticta acicola, 1864 nucleotides long. The record is from the annotation of a GenBank genome assembly. Lineage: Eukaryota; Fungi; Ascomycota; Dothideomycetes; Mycosphaerellales; Mycosphaerellaceae.
AUGCCCUCCCCCAAAACCCACACCUUCACGCACCUCCCCCUCUCAACCUCGGGCCCCCAACCCUGCGCCCUCACCGGCCCAGCCCUCCUGCAAACCCCCUACCUCAACAAAGGCUCCGCCUUCCCCUCCAGCGAACGCAAAACCUUCCACCUGGAAAGCCUCCUCCCCGCCAAAAUAAACACCCUCUCGGAACAGAUCAGCCGCGCAUAUGCCCAAUAUGCCACGCACAAGACGGACCUCGGCAAGAACACGUUCCUCGCCUCCAUGAAAGAACAGAACGAAAUCCUCUACUACGCGCUCUGCCAAACACAUCUGAAAGAGAUGUUUCCGGUGAUUUAUACGCCGACGGAGGGCGAGGCGAUUAAGAAUUUCUCGCGGCUGUUUCGCAGGCCCGAGGGGUGUUUUUUGCAUUCGGAUAUGGCUUCCGAGGAGAUCGAAACUGCGAUGGCGAGAUUCGGAGGCGAAGCGGAUGUUGAUGUUGUGGUGGUGAGUGACGGGGAGCAGAUUCUCGGGAUCGGAGAUCAGGGCGUCGGGGGGAUUUUGAUCAGUAUUGCGAAAUUGGUCCUCUAUACGCUCUGUGCGGGGAUCCAUCCGACGCGGACUCUGCCGGUGGUGUUGGAUGUCGGGACGGAUAAUGCGGAGCUCCUGAACGAUGAGUUGUAUUUGGGCUUGCAGAAGGGAAGAAUGAGAGGGGAAGGGUAUGAUGCGUUUGUGGAGAAGUUUGUGACGGCGGUGAGGAGGAAGUUUCCGCGGGCGUACUUGCAUUUUGAAGAUUUCGGUGUGGGCAAUGCGAGGAGGUUGUUGGGCAGGUAUUCGGAUCAAUUGGCAUGUUUUAAUGAUGAUGUUCAAGGGACCGGGUGCGUGACUCUCGCGGCCAUCUAUGCUGCUGCACACGUCGCUGGGUAUGACAUUUCGGAGUUGAGGGUGAUAUGUUUCGGAUCAGGAUCCGCAGGAACGGGGAUCGCAGAUCAGAUCCGAGACGCCAUAGCAGUCGAAGGCGGAAAAUCCGGCGAAGAAGCAGCGAAGCAAAUCUUUCUGAUCGAUAAGCCUGGAUUGUUGGUACAGAGUCGGAAAGAAGAACUCAUGCCGGCGCAACAUCCUUAUGCCAAGCCGGAUGAAGAUUGGAGAGGUACGGAUCCCAAGUCUCUGCUGGAGAUUGUGAAGCAUGUGAAGCCGCAUGUCUUGAUCGGAACGAGUACGCAGCCGAAAGCUUUCACCAAGGAGAUCGUACAGGAGAUGGCUAAGCAUGUUGAACGACCGAUUAUAUUCCCGCUUUCGAAUCCGACGAGACUGCACGAGGCUGAUCCGAGGGAUCUGUAUGCGUGGACGGAGGGCAAGGUUCUGUGUGCCAGUGGGAGUCCGUUUCCGCCGGUAGAGAUGGAGGGGGGGAAGAAGCGGGAGAUUGCAGAAUGUAACAAUAGCAAGUUCUCCCUUUCUGGAUAUCACGACGCUUUCUCACCUGCUCUUGCUCUUAGGCACUACGUUCCCGGGAAUCGGCCUGGGCGUAGUUCUCGGUCGAUCGAAGCUGCUUACCAAGGAGAUGUUGGUAGCGGCAGUGAAAGCGCUCGCCGCGCAGGCCCCGGCCCUGAAAGAUCCCGAUGCGGCGUUGUUGCCGGACGUAGGCGAUGUGCGAGAGAUUUCGGUCAAGAUAGCCGCGGCGGUGAUUCAGCAGGCGGUCCAAGACGGCCUGGCGCGGGAGAAGGAGAUCCCCUCUGACGGCGCUGAGUUGGAGGAGUGGAUCAGGGAGCAGAUGUGGGUUCCGGAAUAUCGUCCCCUCGAGAAAGUCGACCCGGGGGAUGCUAGCAGGGCAGCCAAGGGCGAAGCAGGCAGCAAAGGCCGCGAGAGAGUGGAGAUUUCCCAGUGA